GUUAGUGGGGAUGAUGUUAUAUCAUAUUCCUUUGAGCCAUUUGGAAUUUGGAAAAUGCCACAAUUAAGGAAUUUUUGCAUUAGUGGAAGUAUUUGUUCAUUAGAAACUCCGUCAGUUGUUUAUAGAAACUUAGAGAAUAUAUCUUGGUUGGAUUCUAAGUUAUGUACAAAGGAUCUGUUUACAAUGAUUCCGAAUUUAAAAACAUUGGGGGUUGAUGGUGGAUACUCUGUUUAUAGGAAAGAUUGGUUUUAUAAUUUUGUGCACUUGGAGCAGCUUGAGAAACUAAGCAUCAGAAGGUGGGAGGGUGUCAACCUUGUUAUGUGUAGCAUCCCAUGGGCAACUUGUUUACCAAAUCUUAAGAAGCUCAGCUUGUUGAAGUCUAAUCUGCGCUGGAGUGAGUUGAGCGCUAUUAGUAUGUUGCCUAAUCUGGAGGUUCUAAAAUUGAUAGAUGCUUGUAGAGGCCCAAAGUGGGAGACGACAUCUGAUGUAGGGUUCCAUCGAUUGAAGAGGUUGGUAAUUAAAAAAACAAAUUUGCAACGUUGGAAUGUUGUGGGUGACCAUUUUCCUAUGCUCGAAUGUUUAGAGAUUAGUGAGUGCUAUUGGUUGAAAGAAAUUCCUCGUGGUUUUGCCGAUAUCACCACACUAGCAUUGAUUCAAUUAAGCGAAUGUUGGGAUUCCCUUGUGGCUUCUGCAAAGUGGAUUCAAGAAGAGCAAAACAACAACUAUGGAAAUGAUGCCCUCCUUGUUCGUUCCGAAAAUAAUUUGAAUGUGCAUAGCGGUGAGCUGAAAUGGUCUCAGCGGGCAAUUCAUUCUCAGAAAUCUGAUGGAUGCUGCUGCCAUUGCAUGGGAAAAUAAUUUUUAUUUAUUCAUU
This is a messenger RNA of Ipomoea nil (Japanese morning glory), 871 nucleotides long. Its product is annotated as probable disease resistance protein RF9. Gene Ontology annotation, molecular function: alpha-tubulin binding. The record is from RefSeq and is a predicted model, not a curated record. Gene Ontology annotation, biological process: protein folding. Lineage: Eukaryota; Viridiplantae; Streptophyta; Magnoliopsida; Solanales; Convolvulaceae. The transcript has 2 exons. The coding region runs from base 55 to 855 and encodes 266 amino acids.